This is a messenger RNA of Lactuca sativa (garden lettuce), 2709 nucleotides long. Lineage: Eukaryota; Viridiplantae; Streptophyta; Magnoliopsida; Asterales; Asteraceae. The record is from RefSeq and is a predicted model, not a curated record.
UCCAAAAAGAGAUCUGGAGAAAGCGAGAUUGGCCUGCGACUGGCUUCAUACGCAAUAACUCAACAAUCAUUUUCUAUGGAAAAUCCAAACGCCAUUUCCCAGGAUUCAAGAAGCAAUGUUUCUCCACAACAACCACCGAUCGAGGAUCGACAGUCAACGAAUUGAGUCUCAUUGCUCCUCCUUUUCACGAUUCUAGAAAACUGAAAUAGGUUGUUGUCCUUCUUCUUUUCAAUUUCCACUUUCUUUUACUAAAAUAACACCAGUGAAUGAAUGUCGAUUCUUGCCCUUCAUAUUUUUGAUUCACAGUUUCUUUUCUUGAAAUUAAGACGAAAUCGAUACUAGAAUCUGUUUAGAAUCAAAGUAUGAGAGUUUCUAACCUUCUGAUGUAGUAUAUAUAAGUUCUACUUUCUAGUAUUCAAGAAAUUUAUGAUUAUUUUGUGCAAUUUGUUUUUUUUAUAUGAAUAUCUAUCUUUUAUUUUUUAACUUAAUAAUUUUAUUAUGUGUAGAAUCUAAUACUUGGGCAUUAACCUUCUGAACCUAGUGAAUAUCUACCUUCUAACUGUGAAUUGUAUGUCACAGUCUUCUCCAUUUUUUAAACACUUUCUUAUUUGUCUUUUUUUUUUUUUUUUCCAACUACUUGGAGUUGCUUUCUUCACUACAGAUGGAUUGAAAGCCGUGGAUUUCUGAAAGAUAAUAUUUUUAAUUUUUUUUCUUUGUCUUCUCUAAACUUCAUAAAUCUAUGUUGUGUUUGGCUUUUUCAACUGUUUAAGAGUUUAUUCACAAACAACCAAUAAUAUUUGCUCUCUUAGUCAUAGUUUUUUUUUUCUUUAAUCUGUUUGAUAUGUGGUUUUGAUGGCCUCGUAUUACUUAGAUUUGCUGAACAUGUUUUCUAGAAAAUAUAUGUUUGGAAGUGAAAAACGAAAAAAAAAAUCUGAACAAUCUAAUGAAACUCAAAGAGUAUCUAUUCAUAAGGUUUUAAAAAAAAUUAUGCUGAUGUACAAGAAAUUGAUGAAACUGUUGUAAAUGAGCAAAAAUAUGUUUUAAAUUUCACUAUUUUUCUUUGUUAUGUAUAUUUCUUAGCAUGUUCUGGCUUUUUUUAUUUUGUUGAGGUUUGUAUCAAUAGUUGUUAGGUUAUUUGGCUUACGGCCUGUCUCAAAGCUUUUUUCUUUCCAAACCAACAAUUGUACUAAUUUUUAUCUAAUUAAUAAAAAAAUUCGGAGAUGUAACCCUACUUUAUUGCAAAAAGGCCCAAUUUUUUUAUUUUGCCCAGGCCUCAAAUUGUCUUGGACCGGAGUGAAGACCCAGUGAUUGAUCGAAUACUCUAUGAAAUAAAGUCUGAUCUCAUAAGUGAAAGUUGCAAGAAGUUGCUCUUGCUGGGGAGGACGUAAAUAUUCUUUUGAAUUGGAAAUGCUAAAACUUUUUUCACGGUGGCGCCACGACUUCCAUAGCCACAACCGACCACAAAUCCUCCGUCACCUAACACAAUCCCAUUUUGAAGACGACCCACCUUUUUCCCCAAUCCUAAAACCCCAAAAUCAGAAGAACAAGAAACUCAAAGAAGACGCAUCAAACAAGAAACCCCAAAACGAAUUCCCUAUAAAAUCAAAUCUACCCUUUGAUUUCAGGUACUCGUACUCUGAGACCAACCCUAGCCUCGAACCCAUUGGGUAUCGAGAAACCCCCAAAUUCUCUCCUUUUGGGCCGGGUCGACUUAACCGGAAAUGGAGUGGAACAGUGGCUCCAUUGCAGCAGGCCGCCGACAUGGCCAAGGUUGAAGAAGAGAGGAAUGCGGUUCUUGGGAAUCCGUUAUCAGAGGAAGAAGUAUCUGAACUCGUUGAAAGAUAUCGACACAGUGAUUGCUCUCGCCAAAUCAAUUUAGGAAAGGGUGGGGUUACACACAACAUGAUUGAUGACAUCCAAAACCAUUGGAAGAAAGCCGAAGCUGUGAGGAUCAAAUGCUUAGGAGUCCCGACUCUUGAUAUGGACAAUGUCUGCUUCCACCUCGAGGAAAAAUCUGGUGGGAAGAUCAUAUACAGACAGAUUAACAUCUUGCUGCUGUAUCGUGGACGAAAUUAUGAUCCCAAAAAUAGACCUGUUGUUCCUUUAAUGCUAUGGAAGCCAUAUCCACCAAUUUAUCCGAAGCUCAUAAAGAAUGUUGCUGAUGGCUUGACAUUUGAAGAAACAAAGGAAUUGAGAAACCGAGGACUUAACUCUCCUCCACUAAUGAAACUAACAAGAAAUGGUGUGUAUGCUAAUGUGGUUGAAAAAGUGAGAGAGGCUUUUGAAGUUGAACAAGUAGUGAAGCUCUGCUGUGCACAUGUGGGUAUGAGUGACUCCAAAAGGAUCGCUGUGAAGCUAAGGGAUCUGGUCCCUUGUGUGCCUAUAUUGUAUAAAGAUGAACAGAUCAUUCUCUGGAGUGGGAAGAAAGCCACGGAAAAUACUUUGAAUGAUUUGGUUACAUGCAAGAAGGAACGAGACAAUUUCAUUGACUUGGUGAUGAAGGUGAUUGAAAAACCACUUAAUGAUCAUCUCCCAUUAAUUGAAGCCCGCAGGUUGCAAUCGACACCUUGAAUGGUAAAAAGUUGGGCUUAUAUUUUCCUGCAUCCUGGUGUGACCCAUGUCAAAAGUAUACCCCAAACCUAGUUAAAACCUAAUUGUUGUUUUUGUUAGGGUUUGGGUGCUGGACCAAGCUCUGGAACACCCUGUUAU